CUCUGUUGUGGCUUUUGGGAUUUUGCCACACAGUGUGUGUGUGGGGUUGACAUUGUUUCUUCACUAGGACUACUCUAGCAGUUCUCAGUCUAAAGGAGCUAAUAAUGCAUACAAGCUGUUUAAAAUUAAUCAAAGAUUAAUUUUUCCUGCAUGAAGAAGUCCCAGAUGUGCUUUUCUCUCUUAGUUCUGUGAUACUAUCUCACCUAACUUUAAGGACUAACAAUUCUUGGUUUUCCUAACUCUUUCAGACUACUUGCAGGUGAUGCUUCCAGUGGGGGGGGUUGGGGGUUUGUUUUGGGGUUUUUUUUUUUUGUUUUAAUGAGGCCAGGAGAGCACCUUUAGAACUUUUUCAUGACAGAAGUAUUCAGGCAACUGUAACUUAAUUUUUCCUGCUAGAUUACAUGUUUUGUGGAUAACCUGGCAGAUGAUGAAAAGGGGAUUUAAGUCAUAAUCAUUUAUUGUCAUCUAACUGGAGCAUUGAUUUAUCUGUUCAUACACUACAAGAAGUGAAAAUGAAUUACAACGAGCUGAGUGAAAUUCCGUAUUUUGGAGAAACAACUUCUAAUAUAACUCUUCUCUCAUUGGUACACAAUACCAUUCCAGAAAUAAAUGCUGAGCAACUCCAAGUUUACCUUUCACUGGAAAAUCUAGAUCUUAGUUCUAAUCUGAUCUCAGAAAUUAAAGCUUCUUCUUUUCCACGGAUGCAACUGAAGUACCUGAAUCUGAGUAACAACAGAAUAACUACUCUAGAAGCAGGCUGUCUUGAUAACUUAUCUAGCUCACUAAUGGUGGUAAAGCUGAACAGGAAUAGGAUUAGUGUGAUUCCACCAAAGAUCUUCAAACUGCCUCACGUGCAGUUUCUGGAACUGAAAAGGAACCGGAUUAAAAUAGUGGAAAGUCUGACAUUCCAAGGACUGGAAUCCUUAAAAUCCUUGAAAAUGCAGCGCAAUGGGAUUAGCAGACUAAUGGAUGGAGCAUUCUUUGGCCUGGGUAAUAUAGAAGAACUAGAACUGGAACACAAUAACUUGACAGAAGUAAACAAGGGCUGGCUGUAUGGUCUGCGGACAUUGCAACAACUCUAUGUUAGCCAGAAUGCCAUUAACAGGAUCAGUCCAGAUGCAUGGGAGUUCUGCCAAAGGCUUUCUGAGCUAGACUUGUCGUACAACCAACUAACUCGCCUCAGGGAGUCUGCCUUCAUGGGACUUGGUGUGUUGGAGAAACUAAACCUGGGUGACAAUCGCAUCAGUCACAUUGCUGAUGGUGUCUUUCGAGGUCUGGUGAAUCUUCGAACCUUGGACUUGCGGAACAAUGAGAUAUCCUGGGCCAUAGAAGAUGCAAAUGAAGCAUUCGUGGGACUCAGCAGGCUGGAUAAACUAAUCUUGCAAGGAAACCAGAUUAAGUCAAUUACCAAAAAAGCAUUCUCUGGUCUUGAAGGACUUGAACAUCUAGAUUUAAGCAACAAUGCAGUAAUGUCCAUUCAAGAAAAUGCAUUUGCCCAGGCUCACCUGAAGGAGCUAAUUUUGAACACUAGCAGCUUGCUUUGUGAUUGCCAGUUGAAAUGGCUGCCACAGUGGCUCACUGACAGCCAUUUACAGCAGGCUGUAAAUGUUAGCUGUGCUCAUCCAGAGUGGUUAGCAGGACAAAGCCUUCUCAGUGUGGACCCUGAUGACUUUGUCUGUGAUAACUUCCCUAAGCCCCAGAUAAGAGUGCAUCCUGAGACCAGAGUUGCUCUGCGAGGCAUGAAUGUGACUCUGACUUGCACUGCUGUGAGCAGCAGUGAUUCACCCAUGUCCACUGCUUGGCGUAAAGACAGCGAGGUGUUGUAUGAUGCAGAGGUUGAGAAUUUUGCCAGAUACCAGCAGCAGGGUGGUGAGGUGGUCGAAUAUACCACUGUCCUGCACCUUUUCAAUGUGAAUUUCACUGAUGAAGGAAAGUAUCAGUGCAUCGUCACCAAUCACUUCGGCUCCAAUUAUUCCAACAAAGCCAAGCUGACUGUCAAUGAGCUACCUUCUUUCCUGAAAACCCCCAUGGAUCUUACUAUCCGCACCGGAGCAAUGGCCCGACUGGAGUGUGCUGCAGAGGGUCACCCUACUCCACAGAUCUCCUGGCAGAAAGAUGGUGGCACAGACUUCCCUGCUGCAAGAGAGAGAAGGAUGCAUGUCAUGCCUGAGGAUGAUGUGUUCUUUAUUGCAAAUGUGAAAAUAGAAGACAUGGGAAUCUACAGCUGUAUGGCACAAAACAUUGCAGGUGGUUUGUCAGCAAAUGCCACGCUGACUGUGUUAGAAACUCCUUCCUUUGUGAGGCCUCUGGAAGACAGAACUGUAACCCGAGGUGAAACUGCUGUCUUGCAGUGCAUAGCUGGUGGCAGCCCUGCCCCACGCCUCAACUGGACAAAGGAUGAUGGCCCUUUGACAGUCACAGAAAGGCAUUUUUUUGCUGCAGCAAAUCAACUCCUUAUCAUCGUGGAUGCUGGGUUAGAGGAUGCUGGGAAGUACACGUGCAUUAUGUCCAACACACUGGGCACUGAACGUGGCCAUAUUUACCUAAAUGUCCUGGCUUCUCCAAACUGUGAUUCUUCCCAGAGUGGCAUUGUCCAUGAGGAGGAUGGCUGGACAACAGUGGGCAUUGUGAUUAUCGUCGUGGUGUGCUGUGUUGUGGGAACCUCUCUGGUAUGGGUUAUCGUGAUCUACCACAUGAGAAGGAAGAGUGAAGAUUACAGCAUCACUAACACAGAGGAGAUGAACCUACCGGCAGACAUUCCCAGCUAUCUGUCCUCCCAAGGAACUCUGUCAGAGCCUCAGGAAGGCUACAGUAACUCAGAGGCAGGAAGCCAUCAGCAGCUUAUGCCUGCAGCUGGUAGCUACGUGCAUAAAGGCACAGAUGGUGGUGCAGCACCAUUGGUGAUCUGCUCAGACUGUUACGACAAUGCAAACAUCUACUCCAGGACACGAGAGUACUGUCCCUAUGCCUACAUCGCAGAAGAAGACCCCCUGGAUCAAACUCUCCCUAACCUCAUGGUGCAGAUGUCUAAGGAAACGUAUACAGCACGCACCCAGCAUGAAACCAGUACCUUGGAUAAUCUCUUAGCUGACAGAGACAUGUCUGUCUUCCUUACCAACCAUGACAAAAUGAGUGAAAAGAAAAUCUCCUCCCAGCAGAUCAAUGAACCCUUCCAGCUUCCUCUAUGGGGAGUGAACAAAGACGUGGCACUCCCUCACUCCCACUUCCUGCAUCAGCAGGCAGGCCGGGAGACCCCGCGGGCUCCCCGCAGCGAGGGCGCUGCUGUCAGCACCCAGGAGCAGGCGGCUCCACCCGCACCCUGUCCCCGCGGACGGGACCGGAGCUUUGAUUUUAACAGGACACGCAACAUUCAUGACUAUAGUGAAACCACGUAAGACACUCAAAUGGAGUCUUGAAAGCAAAUCUGUAUCAACUGACUUGUUGUAUUUACUACCUCAGGACUAACCCCAAGGCCAAAGAUGCUUGUGUACGUGUGUCUGCAGUCACAGGCUGGCUAAACAGUCAGACUCUCUAGGAGGAGGUGGCACAUGCCCUUUUUCCCUUGGUUUCUGUGGACUGGAAAAUGGGAAUGUGUAACAGAGAACACAUGGAUGAUUAGUGGUAUCUACAAUAGCAUUAAAACGAGGAUUUUCUGAUGUUGGAAGCAGCCUUUGUGUUGGUGCAUGCUUUGAAAAUCCCUCAAGAAUGCAUAGCUAUUUCCCACUGCAUUGUCUGCUUGAAAACAAAUGUUCAGGGCUUCCUCAUGGAAUUCCCCAGUAACUGUAAGCAUAAAAUUCUUGGCCAGCUUUUUGUUCCUUAGACUGUUAGCAGGCCCCUGUUACCAGUCUAACUUUGGGUCUUGUUUUCUCCGAUGAAUAAUGGGCUCUAGUUGUAAAUGAAUUUGCAUUUAUAAAUAUUUUGUAUACACUAAGCAUAUAAAUGUGUUGGCUGUAAUGUAAAUAUAUUUUUUAUUAUGCCAAAGUAUGUAUCAUACUGUUACUCUCGACAGUUGUAUAUCAAGCCAUAUGGGGGUUUUUGGUGGGACUGAAAGCUUGUUUGUGAGGGGAUAGAGCUGUCUUUGUUUUGGAAAGCAAUGAAUUUACUAUAGAUAUGUGGUGAAACUGUGAUAUUGAUGAAUUUCAUUGUUCUAUACAGCUCUGCAUGCAUUGAGCCUGGCUGACCUGACUGCAAGCUGCUCUAUUUCAUGACAUUAGCAGAAUUCCAAGUUGGAUCCGUUUAAGUGAUGAGAAAGUCCUUAAAUCUCUGUAUGAGGCACCUCUCUUGUCCAGUAGAGCAAAAAGCCCAACAGACCCUGCAUUAACAAGCAGUGUUUCAUGUAUUCCUGGCUGUAGUAUCCAGCUUCCCAGAAGUUCUUGUAAAAAGCAAACAAAAAGAACAGUGCACUACAUGUCUCCUCCUGGUUCCCUGGUAAAAUGGGAGUUCUGAGUGGUUUGUUUCAGAAGUUUUUCUAAGCUUUUAUCUAAAAAACAGCCUUUGUAUUGUGUAUGUUGCAGAUGUCGCCAUGUAUUUUUCCUAGCUGGCAGUUAAGUGAACUUUUUAAAAGACUAUUGUGAUGGAAAGUGUCAGAUAAAUUGGAAAAGCAUUUGAUAAGUACGUAGUGAACUAUACUAUGGAUUUUCUGUUUCCUCUUGCAUAAAGACUUCCUGAAAAAGAAAAAAAUGCCCCUUUGUGUAGGAGGUGUUAAAGACUCAUCAGUGAUGGGUUCCAGCAGGAAUGUUGUGCUCAGUGCUGGUGCUUCAACAUUAGGUCGUGUACUCGCUCCUGAAGAGCGAGGAGCUUUCUUCCUAGUCAUUGUUGCAAUUGUCCAAGCUGGAGGAUAUGUACUGAAAUGAAAACACCCAUGGUGUAUUUUGUAUUUUUAUAAAGGCAGAAACCCCUUUUCUGACCAGCCCAACAGAGGUAUGUAAGGCUUCGCACCAAUCCAUUCCUCAGUGGAAGGGGGCAUGACUGGAGUACCAGAUGCAGUCACGCAGAAUCACAGCUGAAGCUUGUGAGACUGUGGAUUAUUGGAGUAAAUAAGUGAGGAAAGACUGGCAAUAAUGGUUAUUUUCCCACAGUUCUUCAGCCAUGAAUAAUAGUCAGAUCUAUACAAAUGAGCAAAUAUUAUCAAGGGCUCUUAACGUGCUCUCAAAGCAACCAUGGUUGCUUUGAUAGCCAGCAGCUUUAGUAGGAAGAGGAUCCAGUUGUCCUUGACCUCUGGAUAAAGAAGAGAGGUGUGUUAAACUCUUUUUGGGCUCUGACAUCUGAAAUGUUUUAAUAACAUACAUGCCAAAAGAAGAAUCUUAACUUAAUUCCUUUCUAUUUUUUAUUUCCUCUAGCCUUUUCCUUUCCAGACAGCACAGCGCUUAUUUCAAUCCAAAGUUAUCUCUUGCAGGAACCCAGUACUGUCAGUUUAAAUCCAGAUGAGAAAGGUCGUGUCAUGAAACUACAGCAGCAGAAAAGCCUCAUCCAUUGGGCUGCUCGCUGCUUUCUCCAGCUAUUAUCCCAGGCUGCAGCGGCCAAGUGCUGCUCAGCAUGUGCAGAGCCAGGAUUCCCCACCAGCACCCCUCCUGCUGCUCUGUCUCCCGUCACCCUCUGGCAAAUUUUAAAGUUUGUUACUUUUCCUUUCAUCCCUCUCUUCUGUGGAGUUGCUAACACAGAUCUGUCACACUGAAGCUGUGGAUGUGGAGAUGUGGACCUCCGGUGUACGUUGGGCACGAGUCCCUAGUGCGACUGAAUUCCCUUUGGGUAGGUAAGAUGUGCUUGGCCGGGACCAAGGCUUUAAAAUUCCUGCUGCCUGCACCAGGAGCCAGAGCUGCACUGAUUUCUGUGAGGUACUGGCCUAUAAAACUUACCGUUAUGAAUUAGGACAUUUGCAUCCUCCCAUGAGCAAUGGUAUCUCUUUCAAGUACAUAAGCUGGUUGUAAAUAGCUGAAGCUUUUAAGUAGGUGAACACUUUGCUGUGCUUAGCAUUGUGGAGAAACUUCCCGGGUAGACUUGCAGAAGAAAUCAGGUCUCUCCUUUCCCCUUUUCUGCAGGAGGUGCAGACAGGACCUCCCCUGUUUCCAGUAAACACAAACAGUUUCUUCAAUCAAAGCCAAAGCACUAACGGUCCGGGCGCUGGGGGUUCACGAGGCAGCGUGGGCAAAGCUGCCCUUGUGCCCUGUUGCUAUUGCCUAAUGUCUAUUUAUUUUUUUUUUCCACAUAAGAAUGUAUAUUUUGUAUAGCAUGUGUAAUAUAUGUUUGUCUAUUGUAAUAUACCUUCAGUCAAUAAAAUGCAAUAUAUACAUUGAG
Molecule: messenger RNA, 6294 nt
Organism: Strigops habroptila (Kakapo)
Lineage: Eukaryota; Metazoa; Chordata; Aves; Psittaciformes; Psittacidae
Gene: LRIG2
Product: leucine rich repeats and immunoglobulin like domains 2
Exons: 18
Coding region: 513-3395 (960 amino acids)
Molecular function (GO): protein binding
Source: RefSeq, a predicted model, not a curated record